Molecule: messenger RNA, 1377 nt
Organism: Caenorhabditis remanei
Lineage: Eukaryota; Metazoa; Nematoda; Chromadorea; Rhabditida; Rhabditidae
Exons: 7
Coding region: 1-1377 (458 amino acids)
Molecular function (GO): polyamine oxidase activity
Source: RefSeq, a predicted model, not a curated record
AUGUUAUUUGGCUACGUAGGUGGCCAGAUUACCAAUAACGUAUCCGUAGCAAUAAUUGGAGCAGGUUUUGCCGGACUACGUGCUGCUCAAAGAUUUGAGGAACUGGGAAUAAAAUAUACAGUGUUCGAAGGAUCUAAUCGAGUUGGAGGUAGAGUUUAUCCAUUUUCUUAUUGGAAUGGAUACCUUCAACACGGAGCAGAAUAUGUGAAUGGAGAGGAUAAUGAGAUUUAUGAAAUCGUCAAAAAGAACAAUUUACUGUCUCCAACAGAGAUUGACGAAGAAGGAUAUGAAACGGUUGUUUAUGGGAGGGAAGUCAAUAAUAAACUGUAUAAUAUUUGGGACAAGUUCGAAAGCUCUACCAAUGAAAAGUUGGAGCGAGACGGUGCCAACAAAAAGAUUUUCAACAAAACUGUAUCCGAACGUAUUGAUUUUUAUUUUGACUCGUUUCUGGCUCCACAGAAACUGACCCAAUCAGAGCAGAUAGUUAUGCAGAACAUGAACAAGUUAUUCAAAAAUCAGUACCAGAUGGAAUGGUCUGCUUCUGCAAAUGAUGUGAGAGUUGACUCCGAAGCGACACUCAAUCAAUAUGGAUUCAAAAGCAUUCUGGAUGUACUUACAUCGAAAGUUCCAGUGAAUAAAAUCAAAUUGUCGUCGAAAGUUGUGAAUAUUGAUUAUACAGGUAACAAAAUAAAGAUACUCCUCUCGUAUGGUCAAUCUUAUCUCUUUGAUUCCGUGAUUGUCACCAGUUCUCUUGGAUAUUUAAAACAAUACAAAAAUAGUUUAUUCACUCCAUCUCUCUCUGCUACAAAGUCAGCCGCUAUCGAAAGAUUUGGAUUCGGGAAUAAUAUGAAAAUAUUCUUGGAAUACAGUCGUCCAUGGUGGCCCCGUGGAAUGUCAACAGUUCAGAUAUCUGGAAGAGUUGGAAUAAAUGGAAAUGGAAACAGUUUGGAGGAUGAGUUGAUGGUGUUCCAGCCAAGUUUAUGGGCGAGUAAUAUUCUUGUAGUUUGGAUUGCUGGAAAUGGCCCGAGGAAAGUAUCUAAAUUAACAGAUUCACAACUGAUCACUAUCAUCAAUAAUCACCUCACUACGAACCUAAAAGACGUUUACACUGUCUCCAACAUCCAAAGAAUCUACCGUCAUAACUGGAUUACCGAUGAAUUUUCACUUGGAAGUUAUUCGUAUAUUUCGAAUAAAACUUGUUCAAUGAACACAGAUGAUCUCAAACUCCUGAGAGAUCCCAUUCUGGUUAACAGAAAGCCAGUUAUUUGCUUUGCCGGCGAGCAUACAGAUACAGAAAUGUAUCAAACAGUUGUUGGAGCAGCUAGAAGUGGUUUACGGGAAGCAGAUAGAAUAUUAAAUUAUUAUUCUUCUCUUUGA